Messenger RNA from Oreochromis aureus, 12596 nucleotides. RefSeq names its product beta-1,4-mannosyl-glycoprotein 4-beta-N-acetylglucosaminyltransferase b (gene mgat3b). Gene Ontology annotation, molecular function: beta-1,4-mannosylglycoprotein 4-beta-N-acetylglucosaminyltransferase activity. Gene Ontology annotation, cellular component: membrane. The record is from RefSeq and is a predicted model, not a curated record. The transcript has 5 exons. Gene Ontology annotation, biological process: protein N-linked glycosylation; N-acetylglucosamine metabolic process. Bases 830 to 2671 code for a protein of 613 amino acids. NCBI's taxonomy places the organism in Eukaryota, Metazoa, Chordata, Actinopteri, Cichliformes, Cichlidae.
AUGCACACUCAUCUGCACCUCCUCCUGCUCUUCGCAGCUCCGAUCGAGAGGAAUAGAGGGCAGAUUAUGAGAAUAUACGUGAAGGCGGAGCGAGCGGAGGAGUAGCGGGGGUUCUUCUCCUCCUGUGAGCGGAAAAGGCGUCACGGCGGGUGCGGAAGACUGAAGAGAGAGGGACGCAUCGCGGACAGAGACCGAGGAGACGGAGGGAGGAGGCGACAGCGGCUCGUAAACACGACGGAAAACGGCGAUCAGCUCGGCAGACAGCGGCUAUCACCCCCCAUCCAUCUCCCGCCUGGCACCACCAGCCCCACCGACACUGCUGCCACCCCCGGAACCCCUUCGCAUCAUUCCUUCUCCAUCCUAUUUUUGUACGGUUAUUGUUGUUUGGUUUUUGCACCGCGGUGUGGCUCGGUGCUUUCCGUGCCUCUGCUCGCUGUGAUUAUCUGUGGGGCGAACCGCUGCUCGUGUCUGAGGAGCAGCAGCAUCAGGGGCUGAGCUAGGAGAGGAGGCUGUGAGCCAUCACCGCGACCCAUAGGAUCCCCCCCACCACCACCCCCAGUCGGGUCCCGCUUGGGACGAUUAUCUGCGCGUCCGAUCCGGCGGAUAGAGGAAAAAAACAAAAACAGCGAAGGCGAAAUGACUGCACAGUAACCCGCCUUCAACAGAGAGAGAGAUAGAGACCCCGGCCCCCGGUUAUCAGCCAGUCUCCAGCAUCACCGAUGCGAUGGCAUAGCGGCUUCUGCAGUGCAACCGACUGGCUCGACUCAGAUCAGCAGGGCUCUCAUCCACCAUGACCCUCUGAAAGACAUCCGACACAGGCACAGAUGGGAUGAAAAUGCGGCGGCACAGGGUGUUCUUGCUGUGCACGGUGGGCCUGUGUGUCAUCUCCUUCCUCCACUACUACAAGGCCCUCCAUUACGUCUCCCUGCUGCGGGAGCUCUCGGCUCCAUACCCCAACAUCAAGUCCUUCAUCAUGGUGACCGGCUUCUUCUGGAGGGAGAAGGGUAUGGCCACCACUCCGCUCAGCCCGGCUUCUCCUGAAGAGGCUCCCCCUCUACCCGGUCUCCGGCAGUCAGAUGCCAAAGCCAGAGGCGUGCCAGGUCUCGGGGGAGGAGGGGAAGGAUUUGGCCCAGGGAUCCCGGAGGCCAUAGCUGGAGGUGGAGAUGAGGUGAUGAGACAGCGGGAGGAGCCAGCACCACCGCAUCCCUGGGAGAAACCAAAGGAAAACCAGCUGGGAGAUGCAGCAAAUGAGAUUAGAGCUGAGGACCGCUUAAAGCCGUGGAAUCCCGCCCACCCUGCACAGCCCGAGAGGCUAGACCUUCCACAGAAACCAGCAAGAAUAGAGCAUCAAUUCAGUGAUCCCAUAGAAUCCAUGGGAGACCUCCAUACUCGCACUUUCCAGCUUCAAGAUGACAAAACCCCUUACUUUGUCCGUACCAAAGCUGGAGCCCUUUGCUUCAGGCAGGGGACAGAGGUAGCUACCCCUAAAGAGUACUCUGGAAAAUCAGGGGGGUCUGCGGCUAACGGAGCAGUUGGUCGGGCUGUUGCUGCUGGGCAACGGAAACCUCUGGAGCUCCAGCAGCAGCCAACCAUAGUGCCAAAGGUCAAAGCUCGGUCCAAGGGCAACGGGAAGCGGCUGGUCAAGUGCGUUUGUCGGCCGGGGUGGCACGGACCUUACUGCGGGGUUCCCACAAUGGUGUACCACUCCAAUCUGCCCACUAAGGAGCGGCUGAUGCCCAGAGAAACCCCGCGGAGGGUGAUCAACGCCAUCAACGUCAACCACGAGUUUGAUCUGCUGCACGCACGCUUUCAUGAGCUCUCAGAGGCCGUGGAUUUGUUCCUCGUGUGCGAAUCAAACUUCACCGCCUACGGAGAGAAACGGCCUCUCAGUUUCCUGCGGCUCCUUCUAAACGGUACCUAUGACUACAUACGUCACAAGAUCCUGUACGUGUUCCUCAACCACUUUCCGGAUGGAGGUCGGCAGGACGGCUGGAUCGCCGAUGACUACCUGCGUACCUUCCUGACGCGCAAUGGCAUGUCCAGGGUGGUCGGUGCGCGAUCAGACGACGUUUUCGUCAUCAACGAUGCCGACGAAAUCCCAGCACAUGAGGGACUACUUUUCCUCAAGCUGUUUGAUGGGUGGACAGAGCCUUUCGCCAUCCACAUGCGCAAGUCAUUGUAUGGCUUUUUCUGGAAGCAGUUCGGGUCCCUAGAGGUGGUGUCGGGCUGCACGUUGAGGAUGCUGCGCGACGUGUACGACGGCGACGGCAUCAAACUGCGUCGUCGCGAAUAUUACACCAUGCCGGGUUUCCGCAAAUACGAGAACGACACCGGCCACAUCCUGGUGCAGUGGUCGGUGGGAAGCCCCUUCCACUUCGCAGGGUGGCACUGCUCCUGGUGCUUCACGCCCGAGGGGAUCUACUUUAAGCUGGUGUCUGCGCAGAACGGAGACUUCCCGCGGUGGGGCGACUACGAGGACAAACGCGACCUCAACUACAUCCGCGAUCUCAUCCGGACUGGCGGCUGGUUCGACGGCUCGCUGCAGGAGUAUCCCCCAGUGGACCCCAAAGAGCACAUGUACGCCCCCAAGUACAUGCUGGAGAACUACGACAGGUACCGCUACCUCUUGGAGAACCCUUACAGAAAAGAGUCCAGAGCGAAUGAAGGCUAGGUGUCAGGUGGCCAAAAAAAUAAAAAUAAAAAAACAUGUGGAAAAAAAAAAACUCGUAGGGCCCAAGUGAUUUUGGGGGUGGAACGAUACUGAUGAACUGCUUCUCUCAUUGGAGUGAAACUAUAUGUAUCUCCACCAGGCAGCACUGAUGCUGCUCUUUAAAGUCAUUACAUUGGGGUCAGGAAAAAAAAGGGAACACUGAAUCACAUCCAUGGAUUUUGAGAGAGAGCUUUGAGAUGAGAGGAUAUAACCACUGGAUAAACAGAAUCUUAGAUUUCCUCAUUCCUCCCCUUUUCCGGGAGGCCCCGAGCUAUCUCUCUAUUUGUCACCCGUCCUUCCUUCUGUCACCCACCGAUUCGAUGCGCCUGUUCUCUGAGAGAAAAUGGCAGCAAGAAAAAGCCAGGGGUGUUUCGCCGGCAGGUGAAACCCCUCCAUGGAUCUGACAAACUCUGAAGGGAAGGACCGCUUUGGUUCUGUCUGUGUUUACUGAAGUUUACAGAUUGACCGAUGUUCCCGCUUCACUCUCCACCUCCAGAUGUCUUCCUGUCAUAUUUGGUGACCUCCUUCCAGACAUAAACUCCUGCUCAGAUAUUUUCAUUGCUCCUGAGUGUCGGUAGGACAUUACAGAAACCUGCUUAAACCCCCACCACCGGAGCACCGACAGCCAAAUGAAAGGGAAUGACUCAGUAGAGAUGUUUCAGCUCAUACAUAUGCUCACAUUCAUCUACAUGCGCCUUAGAGUUGUCUGCGUGUGCUUGUAAAAGAAAAAAGGAAGCGCGGGAUUGGGGGUGGGGUGUAUGUGGUUUUUAUUUGUAUCAUAUUUUGAGAAAAUGGAAAGGAAGAAAGAAACUGAGGGGAACAGGAAAGGAAAGGAUGAUACUGGGAUGAGAAAACCUGAGACAGAAGGCAGGAGGGAGUGUGAGGGGAGUAUAAUGAGUGAGGAGGAGAACACAUGAGUGUUGCAGGGGUGUGUGUGUGUGUGUGUGUGUGUGUGUGUGUGUGUGUGUGUGUGUGUGUGAGAGAGAGAGCGAGAGAGUGUGUUUCCCAGAGCUUACAGGCAGCUCUGAAUAAAUCAUGCCCCGUCUAUGGCAUCUAAGGCAGUUACUGCCAUUAUUGUUCGUCCAGUCCGAUAGCAGCUGGAAGAACAUCACCCUUCAGUUUUUCAUCUCUCUCUCUCUCUCUCUCUCUCUCUCUCUCUCUCUCCAUCUAGCUCCUCAGAUAACUUUGUUUCCUUGGAAACUAUGUGGAAAAGAGGAAAUGGGAUGGGUGUUGUUAAGACGAGUGGGUGGGUUCAUAUCAGGCAAGGAGCUGCAGCAUUCAGAUGAGGUCGACCCCGACUUUGGGUCCCUUCGGUUAGAUAUUCAGCUUUCUGCUCAGCUGCCAAUCACAGAUCGUCUUUGUCUUUCACUUAUCAUCCUGAUUUUUGUCCUCCCCCUCCUCAAGUCUGUGUUUUCCGCUUUCUCUGUUUUGCAGAAUCUCCCAAGUCAUCCUCCAACACAUACACACACACACACACACACACACACACACACACACACACACACACACACACACACACACACACACACACACACACACACAGUGGAUCCUACCUAUUCUGUGUGUGUAUCUGUUUCCUGUUAAUCCUCACAGGAAUGCACCAUUUCAAUAAUAGGGGUCUAUUUAUCUUCUCUCUGCCUCAUUUCUUUCCCUUUGUUUUGGGGCAGCGGUUGCCAUGGCGAUGCCUUUUCUUAUGCCCUACAGAUGAUUAUCAUCAUAAACAUUUAGGCAGGAGCGCUCAUGCCUCUUGCUUUCUCUCUGUCGUAAACAGCUGUCGAUGUGGGAUGGAUGCCUAGAUCACCCCCCCACCCCACCCCAACACACCCACCCACCCACCCGCUCAAGUUGUCUGGCAGAAGUUGAUGAUGAUGUGGAGCCUUGGUAUGAGUACAUGGGUAGCCCAGUGGGACAAGGAUUAGUUCUUGUUGAGGGCAUGGAAGUCGUAGCUGGAAUAUUUACCGUGCCGCGGAGCAGUUAAGAAAGAUGUGCGCCGGGCAGACGAGCAGCAAUCAAGAAAUCAUGAACGCAUUGAUUUUUCUUUUAACUGCAGAUUGACCGUAUCCGCCAUCUGCUCUUCAAUGCCUGUCUGGGCUUUACUUUAGCUUCUGGCUUCUUUUGAGGUUAAGACCUCCUCUAGAGGUAUAAAAACCACUUUUCUUGUAGUAAACACGGUCUGUCGCUGAUGGCGACUGAGAAUAUAUCAAACCUUAUUUUGUAGCUUUAAUUUAAUCAGACACUGACACAGCCAUGCAUCCAAUGCCUCAAAUGCUUUUUUCUCAUUAUUUUCACCCCCUUCAAACUCCUCGAUCAUUAAAACACAGCUCUUUGCUUACAGUCCAAGGCCAUUAAUAUGUUUUUUGGGGUUUUUUGUAAGUCAGGACUUGUAUCCGUCAGUCGGUUCCCUUCUUAGAGCUGGGAGACCUCUUGGUGGGGAAAAUUAGAUUAGCCAGCAGGCCGCCUACAGUUGUCAGGGCCCGUGCUGCUGCCUCGAUGGCAGCGCGGUCUGUGCCGGCAUCUGUUAGGGUUUUGGUUUUGAUGCUGGGAGCCAAAUCCUGAUCCAAACCCAGAGGGGCUGCGGCGAAAAAAGAGCUUUAAACAGGAUUUGAUGAGAGAGCAAGUGACGAUAAUGCGAGAUGCAACACCGUUUGUCUCAAAAUGAGAUAUUUUUUUUCUUCUUUUUCUUUUUAUAAAUAGUACGUAGGUAACAUAAUCAUGGUUGAACUCCAGGUCAAGUAAUGAAUGAGGUGUCACACAUUCUUGUACUAAAGCUCUUAUUUUCUUCAAUCUUCUUGCAAAAAACACUGAUGUUUUCACUCGAGACUAUAUCUGACUGAAGUUUCUAAUCUGACUCUCAUAAAACAAACAAAACCAUUGCACUGCACUCAUAGGAAGACUCGCUGCUGCAAUCACUUUGCACAUCUUGCAUAUCUGUGUGUCGGCUGGCCACUUCUUUGUAAGCAGGAUUCGCGCUGACAGAUGAGGAUGUGUGGACUGCUGAAAGACGAGUCGGGUUUACCUCGCUGGGCCCGUUGCCCCGUUAUCACUGAGAUCCCCACGACACUUUCCUGAGAUCUACAACAGGCUGAGGUCACCGGCCAAGAUGGCUGGCCAGUAUAAUAAGAGGUAAAGGAAUACACAUGCAUAUGUCAACCAGACCUGAGCAAGAAAGAAAAAUGCAAGCAUGAGCCAGAGAAGAAGUAUGAAGGGAAACAUAUUUCAGACUGCAGAAACAGGAGAAUUAAAAAAGACAAAGAAGAAGCAGCAGUCUUCUUUUUCUUUUUUCAGUAUACAAAGUCGAAGCUUGAUGAAUGGAGACUGGAAUCCAGAAAGAGACAUUUUGGAAAUAAUCCUUCCGCUGCUGUUCCCAGUGACGGACUCAUUGGAUGAGUGGGGAGUAGGGAGGCAAUACACUUGACGGAACGGCUUUGGUUCUUCCACUUUGAUGAGGGAGAGGGAGUCAUCAUGGCGAUGAAAUAAAAACCAUUCCAAAUGAAGGGAGCGCCUCAUCCUCCCCGUAAAAAGCCAAAUCUAUAAAGCAGUGACAGUUUAAGUGAAGAUGAGGCUGUGAUGCUGACGGGCUCGUGUGUUGUCCGCGCUGCCUCCCGGGACUUGCGGUAAUUUUUAAAGAGGCUGCCAGGAGUGCCAAAUAGGGGUGUCUUUCCUGCUCAAGGACACUUGAUUUUGACCACUCAGCAGGCAUUAAAGCACUGAGGCAUUUAUGUUUUUGGACAGCUCUGGCCUGUUGCUUUCUCUGAGUGUUUUUUAGACACCGUCAAACGUAAAGCCUGCACUUCAACUACAGGUGCUGUAGUUGAAGUGCAGACUCGUAUAAAAGAACGGGCACGGCCAUUGUGACCUCAGCCUUUGAAGUAACCUGCUUUGAAGCCAUCUUUUUAUACAUAUUUAACUAACCAAGUAACAACUAACUGCACAGCAAGCUUAUUUCUCUGCAAAUGACAUUUAAAAAUGUUCCCACAGAAACCUCCAAUACAAAUACAGUGGAGGUCCAGUUCAUUGGCUUGGAUUAGAUGAGAUGAAGCCCAGUCAGCACUCACCUUUCCACUCAAAGCAGCCACACUUAAAAGCCUUAAUGAUAAAUUUAUGUGUCACACUUGUUUAUUUCGGCUCUAAAAUUUUUAACCCUCAACCCCUCCCUCAGUUUUUUUUUUUUGCUUUAUAAAUGAGAGAAAACUGGAUCCUUGUUGUGUGCGAGCCAUUUAUUUUCUCUUUUCCAUUGUUGUUAGCUUGUUUUUGGCCCACAGGCUGCCCUUUUCCUGCCUUGGAUGUUGUGCGCUUACGUUAUUAUUUUUGGAAUAACCGAUCUAUAACUCCCAAUCUCGCCUGACCUUAAGAAUGUGAACACUUUCAAUAUCUGUGACGGGCGUUUUACCAAAGAUAAAAGGUUUGAAUUUCACUCUGAUCAGGUUUUUGUUCUUUUGGCAGUCUGACAACAAAUAAUCUGCAGUAACACAGCAGCACUGGUUUCAGUCCGCUUAGGAGUUAUUAGUAGGAAAGAGCUCGGUGUCAUCUCUUGUUUGCUUUCAGUUAUUGCUAUUAAUGGCAGGAAAUAACCACUGGGAAAAUUUCUGUUUUGAACUGGAGAAGUCUGAACAUUGGCUGUACGUGCUGUCAGGGCUGUUUGCUGAGGAUCUGUGUGCGCUGUGCUCUGCACUGCACUUCCACCACUUCCUUUCACUUACACACGAGUAGUGCUGGAGGUGUUGGGAUAGCCUCCACGCUUACAGAUCCUACAUUUCCCAUAACGCAACUCUGUGACAUCUUUUUGCUUCCCUGUUAAAUAUUCAUGUCUUUCACAUUCAGUGCUGCCAGUUUACACCACAACCUUGUUAAAAGACAUCUCCAAGGCCCGGGUUAAGAGAGGUGAUGAUCCUGUUACCGUGACAUCGCCAGAGUAAACAUGUGAGACAACUUACAGAAAUCAGAAACGUGAGCCCAACCCCCAGUUAUCAGCUCCGCCCUCUUUUCAGCGCAUGUAUGCUAAUCAUCCACAUAUGUUUUGUAGCAUUUGGCUUUCGUGUGUAUCGUGCACAGAUGUGUUUUUGCACCACCCACACCCAUCUGCUGUUGUGCUCACAGAGUAGCCGAUCGGGCUUACAUGCCAUCAUGGCUCUGGCCCCCCGCCAGGCCCGUGGCCCCCACCGAUUGAUCUUUUCCGAGAAACAUUGGCAGGAAGUAGGCCAGAAAGAGAGGAGGGGGAAGUGCGGAAAGUAGUGCUCCUUUUAGAGAGGUCUUUUUUUUUUUAAGUCAAACUUUAUUCAUCUCUCAUUAAUACCUCCUACACAAAUCUGGGAAGCUUGGAUGGAAUGUAUGGAAACACAUGUGCUCUGUAGGGAGGGGAGCAUGCCUGCCAUCGAGCUGCUGUUGUCUCGGCCGUAAACAUGUAAUUAUUCUCCCCGUGUAAUAGACGGGAAGCGUUCACAUUCCACAAACUGAGCAAUCGCAUUCACUCUAGCAGCUGCACAUCGAUGUGUCGCCGCUAAUUGGAAAGAACUCGGUGUUAAACCACAAGCGCUACAGCGAAACCAGUCUACCCCAGUCUUUCUGCAGUUAGCUUUGAUUUGUCAGUAAUCCAAACCAAUAAACGGUCGGCUCACUCAAACAAGAAAAAAAGAAACUUUUUCCACUUCUAUGUGAUGAUGCUGUGUUUUAAAUAUGGUUUUAUUUGCCCACAUUUCGUGACGUGAGAUUUCUGCCGCCACCCUAAUGCGGGAUUACUGUGAAUGGGAUUUCAUGUAUCGUUUUUGGUGCUUACAGCAUUUAAAGAUUAGUGUCACUUCAGUUUUGCUUGGAAAUACCAAAGAACCGGUCCUUGCGACAACUAUUGACAGUGAGUCCUGUGGAUUAGCUGGAGUAAGCACUGAUUUCUGAUGGAGAAUCAACAGCGAUCUCUAUUUUUACGAUAUCCCACACACGCAAAUAUGACAAAGAAAACUAGUUGCAAGCAAGGAAAUUUCAGUGAACGAGUCCUUUAAAGCAUUCAAGUGUGGCAUUCACUGUCAAGUAAAAGCUCCCUUUUUUUGUUUACAGUUCAUCAAGUGGACGCACUCGCUGCAGUUAAGCAAAGCAGCCGACUGGUGUAAAAGAAAAUAAAUUGCUCUGUCACACAAUGUCACAUCAACAAAGAAGCACAUUAACAUAUUAACCAGCAGUUUAGAAGCACUGUGAAAUGUGAAAUAGUGGAAUUGGCUGGCAAAUUCAACCUCUGUAAACAUGAUGGGCUUUAUCAAAGGAAUGUGCCUGGAAUUUAUAGGACAGGUGCGCGUGUCUGGGUGUGUGUGCGGGUGCGUGAGUGUACAUGCUUGUAAGUCAGGAGUCAUAACACUUGUGAAUGUGUUCCAGGACAGAUUGUUGGCAAGUCCGGGCGUCCAUAUGUUGUGACACUGCAGAUCAAAAAGAUGAAAGUCAGUGGAGCACCGCGGAGACAGAUGGACGCGGUGACACAUACUGUACGUGCGAGAAAAGUCAGGCAAGCAGACAGGCCGACACCUGGCCGCAGAUCAAACGCCGUCAGAAACCGAGGCGGAGGUUGGCGCGUACGCGUUUGUGUGCCAUUGACGACACUCUGUGGCCAAAACUAUGACGACAUCCCCCGUCAGUGUGUUUAUGCGUUUAUGCUUGCUGCUCGUAGGGAGGUUUUUCUUGCAGCCUGGUCUGGGAAAUAAAUAAAUUAAAGAAAUUAAAUACCUGGGACUAGAAUACUAGAAUUAAAAGCACUAUUUAUUCAGAGUUUACAACAAAAAUAACUCGGGAUUUGGUUUAACCGGAGUCCGUCUUUAAAGAGCCUCUUUGCUUCUCCGCAAUGCUGCCAUAGUGAAAAUGGCUGCAGUUCACCUAGAGGGCGCUCAUGAGAGCUUUGAUGGAGUAGCGGUGUAUGCUGCUAAAACAAGAACGAGAGAGAGAGUUAGAGCGAUUCUUACAAUCAGACACAUCAUUUCCACCUUAACACCCCCCCCCUUUCAUGUGAAGUCAAUCAGUGUGUCUGUCCUUGUGGAGUUUUUGUUUUUUAAGUUUUAAUAUUGUUUUCGGGUUUUUUGUGAACAUCUGAGAAACGCAGAGAUGAGUGUCUCUGUUUUUCUAUUUGACUUUGUUUUUGUACUUUUUUUUUUGUAAUUUCAUCCUCUUGGCAGCUUGAUAUUUAAUGUCUUUUAAAGGCUGUGUGUGUGUGUGUGUGUGUGUGUGUGUGUGUGUGUGUGUGUGUGUGUGUGUGUGUGUGUGUGUGUGUGUGUGUGUGUGUGUGUGUGUGUGUGUGUGUGUGUGUGUGUGUGUGUGUGUGUGUGUGUGUGUGUGUGUGUGUGUGUGUCAGCUCAAUAGCACUGUCUCAGCCUACUGCUAGAUUAACUUCCCUCUCAACCUCACAGAUCUUUUACCUCUUUUGAUGCCGUAAAGGGGACGUCGCGCUGUGGCGGCCAUUUUUUUUUCCUCUCUGGGAUUGUUUAUUUUUUGGGCUUUUUUUAAAUUUUAUGACAUCAUCCUUUCUUUGUGACAGCACAACAUAACCACCUGAUUCACGUAUGUGUGUUUAAAUCUUUUUUUUUUCUUACUAUGUUGAUUUAUGUUCCCAUAGUAGGUCUCUCUCUCUCUCACUCACACACACACACACACACACACACGCACACACACGCACACAGUCCAGCCUCUGUAUUUAGUUUUUUUCUUACUGUGCUCUGAUUGUGUCCGAGUCCUCUGCUGGUCGAACAGUCAGACUACUGUAGGCGCUGUGUUUGUGCCCUCGCUGUUAUGCGAUCGCUAUGAAGGCUCGCCAUUGUGUGACCAAAAAACAUUUUUGUCGUUGCUCAGCCACUCAGAACCGGUUUGGGCCAGAGUCUUGACCCAAGAGAAACCCAAAUGCCAUUUAUCUUCUCAUGUUUUGUGUUCCUGUGUCUGUCACACAGCAGUGUGGUGCUGAUUUGAUGCUUUUCUUCCUGCUUUGUGUGUGUGGUGUUUUUUGUUUUUUGUUUUUUUCUCCUUCAAACAGACAAAGAUGUCAAAAAUGAUCAAAACAUAUUUGGAAAAAUAGCUUUUUUUAUUUUGAAUUGCAUGCUGAAACACAGAGACUACUUCUGCCUACAAAACUAUGAAUUGCACCUUAACUGUUGGAUGUGUUUUUCUUUGGGUGUUUUUUGGUUUGUUUUGGUUUUUUUUUUUGCAUACACAUAAAUAAAUGCAUGGGGGGUGCGUGAACUGUUUGUUUACUUCUGAGAUAAAAAACGUAAUUGCCAGCGUGUCAGGAAUUCUGUAUAUCUUAAAACAGGGUUGUUUUGUUGUGCUUAUCAAUGCCAGAUUUCACUGUAACUGAUUCGGUCACCGGUGUUUGGGGCACAAUGGCUUCACUAAGCAGCUUCAGAACAUGCUUCUUUUUUUUUUUUUCAAACAAAACAAUAAUCAGUGUUUACGGGUUUUUAUAAAAAUUUAUUUUAUUCAAAAACACAGAUUGUAUUUAAAAGAUGAUUCUUUUUGCUGCUGGAUGGUUCGCCCCCUGCUGGCCAUGAGAAGAAAUGUGGCUAUCCAUCUUCUAUAUACAGUCAGUGGCCUAAAAAUCUAACACAGCAUUAAUCCAACAAGUUAUCAACAAAGCAACAUCUGCAUCUGCUUCUACUGGCCUGUCCUCACACGGUGACUGCUAGGAGGUUUUCUGCUCAUCCCUGUCAUAAAGCACACACACACAUCCACCUGCCGUCCAUCUUGUCCUUGCAAAAACCUACAAAUGCGCUAGCAUACACAACACACACGUGCACAUAUCUACAGUCGAGCUUCGGCAGAUGACUGGCACUCAGCAUGGCGUUGCCACCCGGCCUUGUGUCCCCAGGGGCAGAGCCAUGUCUGCAGCCAAUUAAUCAACAGGGCAGUCAGCCACAUCCAUACCCAUCUGAUGCUCACCAACCUCCCGCCAGUGUGCCAGAUUUAGCUUUCCCCUGUUUACACAGACUGUGUUUGGUUAAUAAGAAAGGAAUUUAAAGCGCUACAUGACAGGGAUACUGAAAAUGUUUUCGAGGGGUGUUUUUUUUUUGUUGGAAAGAUCCCAGUGAAAUUGUCUGGGUUGCAGCACUUUGUUGUUUUUUUUGUUUCUUUUUUAAAUAUUAUUAUUAUUUUUUGCUAAAUGAUUGCAUUGUUUAAGAAGUCAAAACAUGUUUGCAGAGACUGUCGUAAGGUUUUUCUUUGUUGUGCAGUGGCAUCAUAUGACUUUACCACCUGCGACGUAUGUAAUAUAAUUACAGAAUUACUGCCUCCCCUGCCUCUUCCUGUCCCCGAGCACUGAUUAUGAUUGUAAAUGGUCACAUAGUUUUAUUUUUUAUAUCAUUGUUGGGGCUUAAAUUUAGUUUCUUCUUUUUUAUCUUUUUGUUUUAGAACAGUUAAUGGGUCUCUGUGGGAAAGUGUGUGUUUGUGCCAGCAAGAGUGCACGUUUGUGUGUGUGUGUGUGUGCAGUUGUCUUACUGUAUGCGUGCGAGGGAUGAUGCAGGCUGUACGUUGUUUCGUGGCUCCUGUUGCACAUCGGCCCCUUUGCCCGUGUUCAUCAUCGUGCCAGUGUGUUCAGGUGUUCCCUUGCCUCUGCGUCCAUUCAUCCAAAAGAAGAGCGAGGGAGAGAACAGGAGAUGAAGGAGGAGGAUGAGGAAGAGGAGAGUGCAGAGGGGCUUUUUCCCCUCAGAGAGGGGGGGAAAAAACAACCAAGAGAAGAUACUUUUGAGAAAAAAAAAGAUAUUUUUCUCCUCUGCUGGGUCACAAUGAAGAGUGUAAAUUUUUAAAUUAACUGAAAAUGAUGAAUUAAAAAAAAUCAUUUGUUCUCUAUAUGAAUGAAUAUGUUAACCAUGAACAAAAAGUAAUGACUUCUAUGACAAAGACAUAUAAUAAAUUAAUUUUAAAAUUUUAA